Messenger RNA from Amphimedon queenslandica, 1601 nucleotides. RefSeq lists its product as uncharacterized. NCBI's taxonomy places the organism in Eukaryota, Metazoa, Porifera, Demospongiae, Haplosclerida, Niphatidae. The transcript is spliced from 7 exons. The record is from RefSeq and is a predicted model, not a curated record. Bases 322 to 1428 code for a protein of 368 amino acids. Gene Ontology annotation, molecular function: protein binding.
UGUAUGCUCAUAUAGUUUAUCUUAUUUGAAGUCAUGUUUAUUCAAUUUCAAUUUAAAACUUGGUUUAAAGUUGACAUUAAAUGUAACACAGAAUUAUUACAGCACACCAAUGUUAAUAAUAUCAAUGUCAGAGGUUUACACAAUCGUGAACUGGGCUUAAAGCCUCAGUGUCAUUGUAAUUAUAAAUAUACUAUCAUAAAAUAAACAGUUGUGUAACAAUCUUGUCAACUUGUUGACAAUCAAACCAGGGCGGGGACCAAGUGACAUGUGAUCCCUAUGAAUAUCGUAAACUUUUGUUUACAGUAGUUGUUUCAUCUAGUUAUGCUACUCAAUACUGUUGCAUUACUAUUAGGAGUGGAACUUAUUCUACUCUACUCUGGAUUGGCAGAUUGUGCUAUCACUAACUUUCAAUGUACUGAUGGGCCAGUAUGUGCAGGGGAUAGAAUAGAAUGCAACUGCACAGCAGAUACUGGUGCUUUAGAGUGGAACAUUAGUUACAGUGAAGUGGAACAUUUAAUAUGGAACAAGGUUACAGAAGAAAAAUUUAGUCAUGGCACACUUAAGGAAAUAUAUAGUUAUGGUUACAAUUUCACAUAUAAUACGAGUUAUACAGGUCCGGACACUUCAAUACUGACCUUUAAUCUUAAUCACUCUGAGAGUGUACGCAUUGAAUGUACAGAUUCCAAUGAUGGUAAUACAAAGAACACAACAGUUACUGAUUUAGGUUAUUAUGCAGCGCCAUCAAAAGACUUAACAUCAACCUUCAAUGCAAGUGGAGUUACUUUACAAUGGGAGGACACUGGGAAUAACUGUACUUCUACUGUGUACAAAGUGACUCUUAAUGGAACAUCAACCAGUGUAUUGACCUAUAAUACUAGCAAAACAACUUUACUUAUACAUUCAAGUGAACUAAACACAACAGAAACCUAUACAUACACUGUUAGAGGGUGGAAUGGACAGCAAAGUAACGUCAGUAACCCAUUCACACUUGGUCCUAUUAAUGUGACAGAUGUCGUUAUAAUAAAUGUAACUGAAACUAAUACUACUGAUCCUUGUAAGAAUAAUAGUUGCUGUGCUAGUGUUACACUGAAUAUAAUACUGGAAUUAUCAGAAUCAGAUACAAGUUUGAAGUAUCCAAUCCAGAACUACAGCAUAUCAUACCAUUCCAUUACCGAAAAUAUGGCAGUACCAUAUAAAUCACAUACAACGGUGUUAAUGCCUGUAUUAAAACUAAAAUACAAUAAGACCUAUUGCGUUACAGUUACACCAAUGAAUAAUUUCAGCACAGGAGAGCCAAAAAAUUUUAGCAAAACGAUUGAUGAAUAUCAAUGUCCACCAUCAGAAAAUAAUGGAAAUGGUGGCUUAAGUGCAGGAGCAGUGGCCGGAAUUGUCAUUGGAGCCAUAGCUAUCAUAGUUACACUAUUUUAGUAGCUACCAUUAUAUUAGCUAUAUACAAGUACAGAUAAAUAACAUUGUUUUAUUUAAGUAAUUUUUAAAUUUAUUAUGUACUAAGAGUACAUUAUAUGUAAAAAAUGAAUUGCUAAAGGUGAAUGUCUUACAAGUGAUAUAUAUUCAUAAUUUAUAGUAAAAAUAAAUUGAAA